This is a messenger RNA of Dictyostelium purpureum, 1422 nucleotides long. RefSeq lists its product as uncharacterized. The record is from RefSeq and is a predicted model, not a curated record. The coding region runs from base 1 to 1422 and encodes 473 amino acids. The transcript has 5 exons. Gene Ontology annotation, molecular function: histone deacetylase activity. Lineage: Eukaryota; Evosea; Eumycetozoa; Dictyosteliales; Dictyosteliaceae.
AUGAGUACUCGUAAAGUUUCAUAUUUUUACGAAAAUGAAGUUGGUAACCAUUACUAUGGCCCAAACCAUCCAAUGAAACCACAUCGUAUGAGAAUGACCCAUGAUUUAGUUUUAAAUUAUGGUAUAUAUAAGAAAAUGUCAAUUUUUAGACCAAGAAAAGCAUCGGAUUUAGAACUUACAAAUUUUCAUUCAGAUGACUAUAUUAAUUUCUUAAAAUUAGUAACACCUGACAAUAUGCACGAUUAUUCAAAACAAUUAAUCAAAUUUAAUGUUAGAGAAGAUUGUCCAGUUUUUGAUGGAAUGUAUAAUUUUUGUCAAAUUUCAUCAGGUGGUUCAAUUGGAUGUGCAGUUAAAAUUAAUUCAAAAGAAUCUGAUGUUGCUAUCAAUUGGGCUGGUGGUUUACAUCAUGCUAAAAAAUCUGAAGCAUCUGGUUUCUGUUAUACAAAUGAUAUUGUUUUAUCAAUUUUAGAAUUAUUAAAACAUCACGAAAGAGUUUUAUAUAUCGAUAUUGAUAUUCAUCACGGUGAUGGUGUAGAGGAAGCAUUUUAUACAACUGAUAGAGUUAUGACUGUGUCAUUUCACAAGUAUGGAGAUUAUUUCCCAGGUACAGGUGAUGUUAAAGAUAUUGGUGCAGAUAAAGGCAAAUAUUAUUCAUUAAAUUUCCCAUUAAAAGACGGUAUCGAUGACGAAUCAUAUCAAAGUAUUUUUAGACCAAUCAUUCAAUCAGUUAUGGAUUUCUAUAGACCAGGUGCAGUAGUUAUUCAAUGUGGAGCAGAUUCACUUACUGGUGACAGACUUGGUUGUUUUAAUCUUACAUUAAGAGGUCACGCACAAUGUGUUGAAUUCCUCAAAUCAUUCAAUGUUCCAUUAGUAGUGUUGGGCGGUGGUGGCUAUACUAUCAAGAAUGUUGCACGUUGUUGGACCUACGAAACAUCAAUUUUAGUUGAUUCUGACCUUCAAGAUGAAUUGCCAUACAAUGACUAUCUUGAAUAUUACGGCCCAGAAUACAGACUCCACAUCACUCCAAACAAUAUGGAAAAUCACAACACCAAACAGUAUUUAGAGAAAUUAAAAAUUCAACUUUUAGAAAACUUAAGAAAUUUACAACAUGCACCAGGUGUUGCCCAUCACGAUAUUCCUCCUGAUGCUUAUAAUUAUUCUGAUGAUGAAGAUGACGAAGACCCAGAUAUUAGAGUCUCUGAAGCUGAUCGUGAUAAACGUAUAGCUCAUGCCGGCGAGCUAUCAGAUUCUGACGACGAAGAUGGCAGAAGAAAUGAAAUGAAUCAUGGUUUAGAAGCAUCAAUUCCACAAAGAAGAAAUCAAGUUCCAAUUACAGCAUAUGAUAAGGAAAGACCAUCAUAUAAUAAUAGAAAUCACCAUAAUGUAGACGAUGAUGUAGAUGUUGAAAUGGAUUCAGGUUAA